Penicillium diatomitis is the source of this 1032-nucleotide messenger RNA. Its product is annotated as Gfo/Idh/MocA family protein. NCBI's taxonomy places the organism in Eukaryota, Fungi, Ascomycota, Eurotiomycetes, Eurotiales, Aspergillaceae. The coding region runs from base 1 to 1032 and encodes 343 amino acids. Gene Ontology annotation, cellular component: cytoplasm. Gene Ontology annotation, biological process: NADPH regeneration. The record is from RefSeq and is a predicted model, not a curated record. Gene Ontology annotation, molecular function: oxidoreductase activity; nucleotide binding. The transcript has 5 exons.
AUGUCAAUUGGUGUCGCCAUCAUCGGCAGUGGCAAUUUUGCCAAGGAACAGCAUUUGCCUGCGGUUCAAGCUACCCCCGACCUUGCCCUGAAGGCCAUCUACUCCAGAUCCUUGAAAUCAGCGAGAGAUCUCGCGAGCGGAGCUCCCAAUUGUGACCUCUACUCUGACGACUCUGGCCAUGGUAAAACCUACGAGGACCUCCUGGCCCGCUCAGAUAUCGGUGCCGUGAUCAUUGGUCUUCCGAUCCUUGUUCAGCCUGGUUUUAUCAAGAAAGCUCUCUUCGCAGGUAAACAUGUGCUUUCGGAAAAGCCUAUCGCCAAGGAUGUCAUUGCGGCGCGAGAACUUCUGCAAUGGUACCAGACCACAUGCGACGUGCACCAUCGGAUCUGGGCCGUGGGGGAGAAUUUCCGCUACAUGACCAAGUUCCUCUUCGCUGCGGAGAAGGUACACGCCAUGGGGAAGGUUCGACGGUUCAGAGUGAAUGUGCAGAGUCUGGUUCAACAGGAUAAUCGGUAUUACUUGACUCCCUGGCGCAAGUCACCGGGCUAUCAGGGCGGAUUUCUUCUGGAUGGAGGCGUGCACAUGCUUGCCGGUCUCCGUAUGAUUCUUGGCCCCAACGACCGAGUGACGGCUGUCUCUGCACAGACUCGGCAAUUACAAGAAUACCUGCCGCCCAUUGACACCGUUGACGCAGUCGCUCAGACGGAAUUGGGAGCUACGGGCACCAUUUCACUUUCUUGGGGAUCUCGGUACAACGACAGUCUUUUCGAAUUCGAAUGCGAAAAGGGAAUGGUGAAAAUCCAGUUCGACGACGUCAUGGUCAAUGAUGAGGUUCACCACAUUGAGUUUGACGGCAAAGGCGUGGUCCCCGAAGUCAAGGAAUUUGCUGAGAGCAUUCUCCGUGGAGGGCCCGUGGUGAACAGACAAUCCCCAGAAGAAGCGUUGGCAGAUCUGUCACUUUUGGAGCAGAUGUUGAAGAGUGGAGAGAAGAAUGGUGACCGGAUGAUGCUACAUUUCCAGGUUAAGGAGUGA